AUGAUGCCUUUUACUUCUGCGCCAAAUGAGGACGUUAAGAAGGCUACUACCUACAUACAGCACCAUCGACAUCUGAUCAAACAGUGGGGGAGUGGGGAGUGUCUUGAAAGCAGACCAAGCACGAACGACAAGUAUUCGUCGAGACAAGUUGCAGAGUAG
This is a messenger RNA of Plenodomus lingam JN3, 159 nucleotides long. The record is from RefSeq and is a predicted model, not a curated record. NCBI's taxonomy places the organism in Eukaryota, Fungi, Ascomycota, Dothideomycetes, Pleosporales, Leptosphaeriaceae.